AUGAAGAUCGGAACACACAGUGGUACUUUCCAUGCAGACGAGAGUCUGGCUGUUUACAUGCUGAGAUUACUCCCUCGAUUCAAGGACGCUGAAUUACUGAGAUCGCGUGACAAUGAGCAAUUAGAAACCUGUGAUAUCAUUGUUGAUGUGGGUGGAAAGUAUGAGGCACCAAAAUACUUUGAUCACCACCAACGGGAAUUUAACGACACUUUUGACGACGAACAUAAGACCAGAUUGAGUUCUGCCGGUCUUAUUUACAAACAUUUUGGAAAAGAGAUUAUUGCUCAACUCACCGAGGUCAGUGUAGAUGAUGCCAGUAUCGAUGUGCUUUACAACAAAAUUUACAACGAGUUUAUUGAGGCAAUUGAUGCCAACGACAACGGUAUUUCUGCCUACCCCGAGGACACCCCCUCCAGCUAUCGUACUGGAGGCAUCACACUUCCCUCUCUAGUUAGCAAGCUCAAUCCUCUAUGGACCGAACCUAACACAGACGAGGUUCUUGAUGCCAAGUUCCUUAAAGCAUCAGAGCUCAUGGGAACUGCUUUUGUCAGUGUUGUUGAGAACUACGGCAAGGGCUGGUAUCCAGCCAAGCAGCAUGUGCAAGCUGCUUUUGACGCUCGUGAUCAGUACGGUUCCGAGGGCCGUAUCGUUGUGUUCGACACGUUUGUGCCUUGGAAGGAACAUUUGUACACUAUUGAGAAAGAGCUUGGUAAAGAAGGUGAAGUGCUGUACGUGCUUUACUCUGACGGCAAGGGCUGGCGAAUCCAGGCAGUUGCCCAAUCUUCGUCUUCUUUCACGUCUCGUAAACCUCUCCCUGAACCAUGGAGAGGAGCUCGUGAUGAAAAGAUGUCUGAAAUCACCGGUGUCCCAGGCUGUGUCUUCACGCAUGUGUCAGGAUUCAUUGGUGGCCACAAGACCAGAGAAGGAGCUCUCGAGCUUGCCAAAUUGGCUCUCCAAGCUUAA
Molecule: messenger RNA, 963 nt
Organism: Sugiyamaella lignohabitans
Lineage: Eukaryota; Fungi; Ascomycota; Dipodascomycetes; Dipodascales; Trichomonascaceae
Exons: 1
Coding region: 1-963 (320 amino acids)
Cellular component (GO): nucleus; cytoplasm
Source: RefSeq, a predicted model, not a curated record